Talaromyces rugulosus is the source of this 1323-nucleotide messenger RNA. RefSeq lists its product as uncharacterized. Bases 1 to 1323 code for a protein of 440 amino acids. Gene Ontology annotation, biological process: carbohydrate metabolic process. The record is from RefSeq and is a predicted model, not a curated record. The transcript has 7 exons. Gene Ontology annotation, molecular function: hydrolase activity, hydrolyzing O-glycosyl compounds. NCBI's taxonomy places the organism in Eukaryota, Fungi, Ascomycota, Eurotiomycetes, Eurotiales, Trichocomaceae.
AUGAUCAAUAGCAUUUCAGUUGCAGCAGCCCUGCUGCUGUCGUUUCAAGGCGCAAGCGCCAUAGAACGACCAAACAAUGUCGGGAGACUGCCAGCACUUGGUUGGAACUCAUGGAAUGCAUUCGGUUGCGAUAUCGACGAAACCAAGAUCAUGACAGCUGCCAACGAGCUUGUUUCGUCGGGCCUCAAUAAGCUAGGAUAUGAAUAUGUCAACCUCGAUGACUGCUGGGCUGUCAAGGAUCACCGUGAUGCUACCACAGGUCGCAUCAUUCCAGACCCCGACAAGUUUCCGGACGGAAUCGAUGGGACAGCUCAAAAGAUACAUGAUCUGGGCUUGAAGAUUGGCAUUUAUAGCAGUGCCGGAACAGAGACAUGCGCUGGUUACCCAGCCAGUAUCGGAAACGAGGCUAUAGACGCCCAAUCGUUUGCUGAAUGGGGCAUUGACUACCUCAAGUACGAUAACUGUUACGUACCAUCAAAAUGGUCAGACUACAGUUUCUGUGUCGCUGAUAGUGAUUUUCCUAACGUGAAUCCUAAUGGUACAUGUCCUGGCCUCGAUAACCAGGCCCCAUCAGGCUACGACUGGAGCCAAUCCAACACUACAAAGCGGUACAACGUCAUGCGAGAUGCAUUGGCUGCUGUCGAAGACCAGCGCGUCAUUCUUUACUCGCUCUGCGAAUGGGGAUACGCCGACGUCGUGUCCUGGGGAAACCAGACGGCCAGCUCAUGGCGCAUGUCGGGCGAUAUCAACGCAACGUGGGAGCGUAUCACCGCCAUUGCCAACCUCAACGCUCACGAGCUCGAGUUCGUUGACUUCUGGGGCCACAGUGACCCAGACAUGCUCGAAGUAGGCAAUGGAAACCUGACCAUUGAAGAAAACCGAGCCCACUUUGCUCUCUGGGCAAUCAUGAAAUCCCCGCUAAUCAUUGGAACUGCUCUGGACUCCCUCCCCGAAACCCAUCUCGACAUUCUGAAAAACUCCGAUCUCAUUGCCUUCAACCAGGACCCAACCUACGGCAAACCAGCCGUCCCUUACAAGGCGGGAUAUAGCAACGGCACAUACGACCCAGAGCACCCGCCCGAGUUCUGGUCUGGCUCUACUUCGUAUGGCUGGGAUCUUGUGCUGCUGUUCAACUCUGAGAAUGCUACGGCCGCGAGGUCGGCAGUGUGGAGCGAGAUUCCGCAAUUGUCUGGUGGUAAUAGCAGCAGUUAUCAGGUUCAGAAUAUCUGGAGUGGGGAUGACUUGGGAUGUGUUACGAAUCAGUACACUGCUGAUUUGGAGGCGCAUGAUGUGGCUGUGCUCAAGAUCACGGGGAGCUGCUGA